AUGACUACCCUGCCCGCUCACGCCUCGCCCGCCUUCACGGCGAUCCACACCCCGCAAGCCGAGCGCCCCAAUCCGACACGCCACAUCUCCGAGAUGGACCUCGACAGCACCUCAACCGCGACGACGACGACACAGGCGCAGGCGCCUUCCGCCGCAUCGCUGCACGCCCCGCACCUCCCCCCGCCAUCAAUCAUCUCGCCCGCCUUCACUCCGCCCAGCACCCCCGGCCGCUCGACCCCCGCUCCCGUACGCGAUGCCGUCUCGGUUCCCGUCGACACGACCGCCGACGGCACCACCACGCCGCCUGCCCUUCUCGAGACGCUGCCCCAUGUCGAGUGCAUAGUGCGCGCACGCAUCCCCACCACCACCGGCCAGGAGAUGUUCCUGCACGUCUACCAGAACGACGUCGACAACAAGGAGCACCUGGCCAUUGUCUUCGGCAACAAGAUCCGCAGCACCUCGCUCGACACGCCGCGCGAGGGCGAGUCGGAGCGCGACCGCAUGAUCCGCGGCGCCUACGUCGGUCGCCUGUACCCCGGUCGCACGAGCAGCCGCGUCGAGCAGCUCAAGCGCGACGAGGGCAUCGCCGGCGAUGCCACUGCCGACUCCGUCUCCGAGAAGUCGCCCCUUGUCCGCAUCCACUCCGAAUGCUACACCGGUGAGACGGUCUGGUCCGCGCGCUGCGACUGCGGCGAGCAGCUCGACGAGGCUGCGCGCCUGAUGGCUCUGCCAUCGUCGAGCGGCGGUGUCAUUAUCUACCUCCGCCAAGAGGGCCGCGGCAUUGGCCUCGCCGAGAAGCUCAAGGCCUACAACCUGCAGGACCUGGGCAACGACACGUACGAGGCGAACUUGCUGCUCAGGCAUCCGGCCGACGCCCGGAGCUACGGCCUGGCUACCGCAAUGCUGUGCGAUCUGGGACUUGGCGGCGACUCCGGCAUCCGGCUGUUGACCAACAACCCCGACAAGAUCCGCGCCGUCGAGGGCCCGAACAGGGAGGUCGUCGUCAACGAGCGCGUGGAGAUGGUGCCCCUUGCCUGGAAGAGGGGAGAGAAGGGAAGUGUAGAAGUGGAACAGUAUCUCUCCACAAAGAUUGAGAAAUUCAAGCACAUGCUGAGCCCUGAGGCCACCAGCUAA
Aplosporella prunicola CBS 121167 is the source of this 1134-nucleotide messenger RNA. RefSeq lists its product as uncharacterized. The record is from RefSeq and is a predicted model, not a curated record. Gene Ontology annotation, molecular function: GTP cyclohydrolase II activity. The transcript has 2 exons. Lineage: Eukaryota; Fungi; Ascomycota; Dothideomycetes; Botryosphaeriales; Aplosporellaceae. The coding region runs from base 1 to 1134 and encodes 377 amino acids. Gene Ontology annotation, biological process: riboflavin biosynthetic process.